Messenger RNA from Didymella exigua CBS 183.55, 1311 nucleotides. RefSeq names its product clathrin adaptor, mu subunit. The record is from RefSeq and is a predicted model, not a curated record. The transcript has a single exon. Gene Ontology annotation, cellular component: cytoplasmic vesicle; AP-2 adaptor complex. The coding region runs from base 1 to 1311 and encodes 436 amino acids. Gene Ontology annotation, biological process: intracellular protein transport; clathrin-dependent endocytosis. Gene Ontology annotation, molecular function: clathrin-cargo adaptor activity. Lineage: Eukaryota; Fungi; Ascomycota; Dothideomycetes; Pleosporales; Didymellaceae.
AUGCUCUCCGGUAUCCUCAUAUUCAACCAAAAGGGCGAGAACCUCAUCUUUCGCGCCUUCCGUAACGACUGCCGCCCGCGCCUCGCCGACGUAUUCCGUAUCCAAGUAAUCUCCAACGCACAAGUUCGCUCGCCCAUCCUUACACUUGGCUCGACGACAUUCAGCCAUGUGAAGCACGAGAACAUCUACCUGGUCGCUGUGACUAAGAGCAACGCCAAUGCUGCCCUUGUCUUCGAGUUUCUGUACCGCCUGGUUGGUCUGGGGAAGGCAUACUUCGGGAAGUUCGACGAAGAGGCCGUGAAGAACAACUUCGUGCUAGUGUACGAGCUGUUGGAUGAAAUCUUGGAUUUUGGUUACCCACAGAAUACUGAGACAGAUACGUUGAAGAUGUACAUCACAACGGAGGGCGUCAAGUCAGAACGGGCCAUGGAGGACUCGUCCAAGAUCACAAUGCAGGCCACUGGCGCCCUGUCAUGGCGGCGGGCAGACAUCAAGUACCGCAAGAACGAAGCUUUCGUCGACGUCAUCGAGGAUGUGAACCUCCUCAUGUCAGCGACCGGCACAGUGUUGCGAGCGGAUGUCAACGGACAGAUCAUCAUGCGCGCAUACCUCUCAGGCACACCAGAAUGCAAGUUCGGCCUCAACGAUCGCCUCACACUCGGCGAGGACAACCUCCAGCAGCCCUCGGGCAACAAAGCCGGCGCCAAAGCCACACGAGCAGCUGCCGGCAGCGUCACACUAGAAGACUGUCAGUUCCACCAGUGCGUCAAGCUCGGCAAAUUCGACGCAGACAGGAUAAUAUCCUUCAUCCCUCCGGACGGCGAGUUCGAACUCAUGCGGUACCGCGCAACCGAAAAUGUCAAUCUACCCUUCAAAGUCCACGCCAUCGUCAACGAAGUCGGCAAGACCAAAGUCGAGUACAGCAUUGCCAUCCGCGCAAACUACGGCUCGAAACUCUUCGCUACAAACGUUGUCGUACGGAUACCAACACCGCUGAAUACUGCGCGCAUUACCGAGCGCACGUCACAGGGUAAGGCGAAGUAUGAGCCGGAGCACAACAACAUUGUCUGGAAGAUCCCUAGGUUUACGGGACAGAGCGAAUUUGUGCUAAGUGCUGAAGCGAGCCUGACGAGCAUGACGAACCAGAAGGCGUGGUCGAGACCCCCGCUGAACUUGAGCUUCUCACUGCUUAUGUUUACGAGCUCUGGGUUGCUGGUCAGGUAUCUCAAGGUGUUCGAGAAGAGCAACUACAGCAGUGUCAAGUGGGUAAGAUACAUGACACGGGCGGGCAACUACGAGAUCAGGUUUUAG